UUUACACACCGGAUCCCUGGUCCCGGCAGUACCAUGGCGGCCUACAUGACAUCGUCUGCUCUGGCCAAAACAAUCCUGCAAAACGAGAGAUUCGCCCACUCCCUACUCAGACACAACAUCCAGAGGAACAUCCAGCAGAGGAGGAAAACCAGAGCAGCAUUUCCUGCGAGCCUGCCGGCGCUGUCGUGCCCUCGCCCCUCGCAAAAGGACGCCCAGAGGCUAUCUUGGAGAGAAUCCGCAUCCUGGGGAGAGCCGCGGAAUAUCCUGUCGAAGGCCCUCGUCGGCCGCCCUUUCCCGACUCCUCUCCUUCUCGCUCAGCCGUUCCUCGGUCUCGGGGCUCGGGGGGGAGUCGGCGCUCGGAGAAAUGCGUGUGCCAAGCGCCCGUGCCAAGUACGGUGCCUGCAGACGGGCGACGCAAGCAGAGAGGCCGGGGAGGCGAGGGAGCAGAGGCCGCCAGUAGCAACAUGGGAGGCUGUAAGGGAGAAGAGGAACCAGUUCAAAGAAGCUGGCCAGGACCUGUUAGAUGACAUCAAAGAGAAGAAAGCAAAAGUCAGGGAAAGAAUGGAUGCUAUCAUUGAGCGUGAAAACAUAUGGACCAUCCCAAACCUCCUGUGUGUCAGCCGCAUCGCCCUUUCGCCGUACUUGUGUCACUUGGUCCUCUCGGCUGAUUACAACUGGGCUCUGGGACUGUUCAUGUUUGCAGGGUUUACGGAUUUGCUGGACGGAUGGAUUGCCCGUACCUUCCCAACUCAGGCCUCGCGUCUUGGGAGCUUCCUGGACCCUCUGGCAGACAAGGUCUUGGUCGCCAUGCUCUUCCUCUCCCUUACUUACGUUGGGCUUAUUCCAUUGCCACUGACUGGACUGAUUAUCUACCGUGACGUCCUCAUUAUUGGUGGCGCCUCUUAUGUGCGGUACAAAAGUCUGCCGCCACCGAAAACCAUCUCUCGUUACUUUGAUGCAACCCAUGCCACGGCCCAGCUGGCUCCAACGACCAUAAGCAAAGUUAACACUGCCAUUCAGCUGGGUCUUAUUACUGCCUCGCUUGCUGCUCCAGUUUUCUCCUUCACAGACCACUACCUUCUGACUGGCCUCUGUUGGGUGACUGCAGGAACCACUCUAAGUUCAGGCAUUAGUUACAUCUUCUCAAGGAAUACGUACAAGAUCCUAGAGAAGAUGAAAGAGGAAUCGAAACAUUGAAUAAACUAUGGUAACUUUUAUUCUGUUCAUUGUGAACUGAUGUACUCAGUACUGUGUUUUUUUGUAGGUUAUUCCAACUCAUGUUUUUCUCCGAAUCAUUUUUAGUCUUGUCAUUUGUUUAUAGUUGUACUCAGUAUUGUGUUCACAAGUACUUUUGAGGAUUACUGAAUGAUAAUAACUCUGCAAAUGUUUCAGUACAUAAAUUUUUAUCCUGCAUUGUAUUUUUUUUUCUUCUUCAUUCUUUCUUUUUUCAUAGUGAUAUGAAUAUGAAUGCAGUUGUUGUAUUUCAUUAUUGUAGCCUGUUUGUGAAGGUUUUGUCAAAUUCUGAGGAAUAUACAAUGUCUUUGAUGAUUUGACCAUUUUGUAUUGGCUUUUGCAUCAUUUAUUUUUAUGUUUAUGUGUCAGAUAAGGUUGAAAGGUCUAUAUUUUUACAAAAUGGCAAAAUGGAAUAUAUUUUACAAACUAGCAAAGAGAGAAAGAUCUUUAGUGAAACAAUUAAUAUCAUUUCAGAGAUGGCAUCCUCGUUUUUAUAGAAUUUGGAAAUGUAUGGUAUGAAAUCUUUUUAUUAAAUUUAUUCAUGUUUGAUUUCCUUUGUAUUUUGGUUAUUUGUCUAUUUUAUUUUGUUCUUGUUUGCCUUUUGCUUUUAUUUGAGUUUAAACUUUGUAAAAAAAAAAAAAAAAAAAAUUGAAUAAAAGCAGUAUGAAGAGAAAGCUAUCUUUUUAGUGCUUAUGCAAAUGUAUUUAUCUGUUAACACAGUUUUGACACAUGGAAAUAUUAUUUUGUUGAAUUUAGGUAUCCAGUUAAACACAGACGUUGAAUGCAACCAAACACACAAAAGCAAAUGAGAAUGCACAAACACAUACUUUCUUAGAUUCGUACAGUUUAGUUCUGUGAUAAGUAAUAUGCAUUUUAGUUUGUGCAACAUUUGGAUUGAACUUUUGCCUGUUUCUCCGGAUUUUGCUAGUGCAGUUCAGAAAUAGAAUCAAUGCUAAUAAGGUCUACAAAAAAAAAAAAAAAAACACACAUAC
This is a messenger RNA of Penaeus monodon (black tiger shrimp), 2225 nucleotides long. RefSeq names its product probable cardiolipin synthase (CMP-forming) (gene CLS). Gene Ontology annotation, biological process: cardiolipin biosynthetic process. The coding region runs from base 34 to 1197 and encodes 387 amino acids. The record is from RefSeq and is a predicted model, not a curated record. The transcript is spliced from 7 exons. Gene Ontology annotation, cellular component: membrane; mitochondrion. Lineage: Eukaryota; Metazoa; Arthropoda; Malacostraca; Decapoda; Penaeidae. Gene Ontology annotation, molecular function: cardiolipin synthase activity.